Brachypodium distachyon (stiff brome) is the source of this 1805-nucleotide messenger RNA. RefSeq names its product flavin-containing monooxygenase FMO GS-OX-like 4. NCBI's taxonomy places the organism in Eukaryota, Viridiplantae, Streptophyta, Magnoliopsida, Poales, Poaceae. Gene Ontology annotation, molecular function: flavin adenine dinucleotide binding; N,N-dimethylaniline monooxygenase activity; NADP binding. The record is from RefSeq and is a predicted model, not a curated record. The transcript is spliced from 7 exons. Bases 64 to 1554 code for a protein of 496 amino acids.
AUUUGGCAAAAGGAAAAUUCAAGAGAAGAAUGUUAGGCGCCAGCUGCGCUUCGCUGCACGCACAUGAGCGGCAGAAAAACAGACACGCGAGGAGGAGAACAGAACAGAGGAGAUCCAUCGAUUUCCCUUCCCUUCCCUCCCCGCCGCUCCCUGAUCCUAUCCGAAUCUUCGAUGCCGCGGCGCUCGGUCCGCGUGGCCGUGAUCGGGGCAGGGGCCGCGGGGCUGGUGGCGGCGCGCGAGCUGCGGCGAGAGGGCCACUCCCCCGUCGUGUUCGAGCGCGCCGACGCCGUGGGCGGCGUCUGGGUCUACGACGACGCCGGCGGCGGAAGCGAGCAGCGCCCGUCGUCGAGCUGCCUCUACGCGUCCCUCCGCACCAACCUGCCCCGCGAGUCCAUGGGCUUCCUCGACUUCCCCUUCCACGCCGCCGGCGAUGGCGACGCCCGCAGGUUCCCGGGCCACGAGGAGGUGCGCCGGUACCUGGAGGACUUCGCGCGGCGGUUCGACCUCCUCGGGCUCGUCCGGCUCCAGACGGAGGUCGUCCGGGUCACCAGGGAAGCGGCCGGCGCGAGCGAGAGCUGGCGCGUCAGCUACCACACAAGGACGAAACUGGAGAGGCGCGAAGCGGAAGAAGAGGUGUUCGACGCCGUCGUGGUUUGCAGCGGACACUACCGCGAGCCACGCUUCGCCGACGACAUCGCCGGCAUCGACGCCUGGCCUGGGAAGCAGCUGCACAGCAACAGUUACCGCGUGCCGGAGCCAUUUCAGAACCAAGUUGUUGUGGUGAUAGGGUGUGGGCCGAGCGGGACGGACAUUGCGAGGGACAUCGCUGGCGUCGCCAAGGAAGUCCAUCUCACCAACCGAUCGGCGCCGGCUGCCACUUGCGACAGGCUGCCUCUGCCUGGCCAUGAUAACCUGUGGCUCCAUUUUCAUUCCAUGGUCGACCGUGCUGAGGAAGACGGCACCGUGGUCUUCCAAGACGGCAGUCGGGUCAAGGCGGAUGUCAUCAUGCAUUGCACUGGAUACAAGUACAGCUUCACGUUCCUCAGCGAAGACUCGACCAUCUCCGUGGAUGACAACCGUGUCGGACCUCUCUACAAGCAUGUGUUCCCGCCACAGCUAGCUCCUCGGCUCUCCUUCAUUGGGUUGCCACAUAAGGUAGCCCCUUUCCCACUAUUCGAGCUCCAGAGCAACUGGGUGGCCGGCGUUCUGUCGGGACGAAUCGAGCUCCCGUCGGAGGAGGAGAUGACGCAAGACGUGACGGCAUUCUACUCGGAGCUUAGCGCUCGCGGAUGGCCCCGGAGAUACACCCACAGCAUGCAAAGCCACGAGUUCGAGUACGAGGACUGGCUCGCAGGGCAAUGCCGGCGUGAGAGGGUCACGGAGUGGAGGAAGGAGUUGUUUGCCGCCGCGCUCAGGAUUAACACCUUGGGUCGCAUGGGGAGCUACAGGGACGAGUGGGACGCCGGCGAUGGAGGUGGCAAACUCGACCAGCUGCUGGCCCAAGCAAAUCGAGAAUUCGCCCGGUAUUCUUGUCCUGCCACCCCUCCGCCUUAAUCUACCAUCGAUUGUUGGCAGAAGAUGUCAAGAACACAAGACGAAGAACAUGCUCGCAGUAUAUAUAUACAUAUAUAUGUAUAUAUAUAUGUAUAUAUAUAUGUAUAUGUAUAUGUAUAUAUAUAUGUAUAUGUAUAUAUAUAUAUAUGUAUAUGUAUAUGUAUAUAUAUAUAUAUAUAUAUAUGUAUGUAUAUAUAUAUAGAGAGAGAGAAUUAAGGGCGGUUCGAUCAAUUCAUUCGUUCACUCAUUCA